AUGAGCGCCCGGGUCGCACGGGCGGCGUGGGCGCGGUGUUGGGGCGUGGGCUGCCACCGCCGCGCCUCCAGACUCCCGGUGCCUCCGCUGGGCAACGCGGGCGUGGCCGAGCUGCUGCGGGACGCGGCGGCGGUGGAAGAUGCGCCCUGGGAGGCGGCGGCGCGGCGGACCCCGGGCCAGUGUUCCGUGUUGCUGUUUCCGGGCCAGGGCAGCCAGGUGGUGGGCAUGGCUCGGGGCCUGCUCCGCUACCCGCGCGUUCGCGAGCUCUACGCCGCCGCCCAGCGCGUGUUGGGCUACGACCUGCUGGAGCUGAGCCUGCGCGGGCCGCAGGAGGCCCUGGAGCGCACCGUACACUGCCAGCCUGCCGUCUUCGUGGCUUCGCUGGCCGCCGUGGAGAAACUUCAUCAUCUGCAGCCGGAGGCCAUUGAGAACUGUGUUGCUGCUGCUGGAUUCAGCGUGGGAGAAUUUGCAGCCCUGGUGUUUGCUGGAGCCAUGGAGUUUUCUGAAGGUUUGUAUGCAGUGAAAAUCCGAGCUGAGGCCAUGCAGGAAGCCUCGGAAGCUGUCCCCAGUGGGAUGCUGUCUGUCCUCGGCAAGCCCCAGUCCAAGUUCAACUUCGCCUGCUUGGAAGCCCGGGAGCACUGCAAGUCUUUGGGCAUAGAGAACCCCGUUUGUGAAGUGGCCAACUAUCUCUUCCCUGACUGCAGGGUGAUUUCCGGACACCUAGAGGCCCUGCAGUUUCUGCAGAAGAAUUCCUCGCGGUAUCAUUUCAGACGCACCAAGAUGCUGCCGGUGAGCGGAGGGUUUCACACCCGCCUUAUGGAGCCUGCCGUGGAGCCCCUGACGCAAGUGCUAAAGACAAUCGACUUUAAGGAGCCUCUGGUGUCCGUCCAUUCAAACGUCCAUGGAAAUAAAUACACACAUCCAAAACACAUCCAGAAGCUGCUAGUGAAGCAGCUCGUCUCCCCAGUGAAGUGGGAGCAGACUAUUCGUGCCAUAUAUGAGAGGAAGAAGGGCACUGAGUUCCCCAAAACCUUCGAGGUGGGUCCGGGGAAGCAGCUGGGAGCUGUCCUGAAAAGCUGUAACCUGCAGGCUUGGAAGUCCUACAGCCAUGUGGAGGUGCUGGAGGCCGACGAGGCCCAGGACCUGUAGGGGUCCCCCCGCAAAGCCCCGGGGCGUCUGGGCUUAGGGGGCAGGAGGCACUUCCAGGGGACUAGUCUGUCCAGCCUGUGCUGUCUGCAGGGGAGAGGGCUGGGCUGUACCUGCACUGCCUUCUCAAUAAGGAGCAACAGAUGGUUUGCAAAGGCUCUUGAGUCGCCACAUAAACACUGAAAGUGAGUAUUUCUCUGCAGGAAACAGUCAUUUUUUUCCCCUUGGAGAAACGCUAGGGAGAAAAGAUGCAACAGUGCUGUUCUGUGAAGAGACUUUGCUGACACUUGCUGUGCCUCUGCCAGCGUCAUCCCCUUGGGCAAACCACACCACCGCUUGGGCUCAGCUUCCUUGUCUGGAACCUGGGCUGGAGCGGGUUGUCCUAAGGGUCAGUGAGGUUGUUUGUUAAGGCCCCUGGAAGGGGCACACAUCAGGCCAAUAACCAGAGGACCAAAAGCCCUUCCAUCACACUGCCCAGCGGCCUGCCGGUCACCCAGGGGCAGAACCUCAGCCCCUUUGUCAUUGAGUCAGAAAGAAUUUAGGACCCCAGCUGGUCUUGGCAGCCAUUCAGUCGGCCCCAUUGCUUCACAGGUGGGAGACCAAGUUUCACAUGAGAUCAUUUAUCCAGCAGAUACUUAUUGAGCGCCUGUUGUAUGCCAGAGAGCGAGCGGCCUCUGCCCUGGUGGGGAGCAAGCCGUGAGGCAUGCCAGGAAGGGUCCUAACCCCCAGAGCUAGCCCCAGCUUCCUCACCGGGAGACCGUUCCCAGUCCCUCGGAGCCUUCACUGAGCGCCUGCUGUGUGUGUGACCCAGUCAGGCCAGGCCUGCCCUCAGACUCCUGAGAACACAGAAGCUGCUCGCGUGGUUUUUCAUUGUUUGUUGAUAGCAGGAAGACGUCAUUGGGAAUGAAAUCUCUUUGAGUUGGUCUUAAGUUAAAAUGUUACUAUCGUGUGGACACAUGUCAAAUCCUGGAUAGGGAGUCUUUGUUGUUGUUGAGAAUACACACAGCAGAACAUACACCGGUUCAACAGUUUCUACAUGUACAAUUCAGUGGCAUUGAUUACAUUCUUCCAGCUGUGCGCCCAUUCUCACCCUGAGCUGUGUUUUGAGUUGUUUCUCCCCCAUUAACAAACUCACUGCCCCCUAAGGUUCCUACCUAAUCUCAGGAGUUGCUGUUGUGAAUUUGAUCCCGUAUAGAUAGUUCUUAAAAGAGCCUUUGGGCAGAACCAUUCUGGAACUGGCAGAACCUGUAUGGAACUGCCCCAUGCUUGCAAUCCUGAACCCUAGUCACUACAUGUCACUAGUGCUCCCAGGUGUGACCCCAAAAUACAUCUCCCCACGUUUCUACACGCCUGGCUGGGAACCACGGCAGAUGUUAACAGAGAGCCUGGUGUUUACCACGUUGUGUGUUUGAGUGUCCUUUGGAGCACAAUGAGGAAAGAACUAUUUCUUAAAACUUUAUUUCAGAAAUCUUCAAGCAUUCACAACAAACUUAAAAAAAAAAACUUUCCCAGGUUCAUUUGAGACCCCUUCACUGAGUGCUGUAUGCGGCGGGCGGCCUUGGAAGGGGCCGCUGUCCGCAGCCCAGGCCCCGGCUCUGGCCGUGAGCAGGUAGGGCAGUGCCUUAGGGUUACGGUUAGCUCUGGGGAAGAAAACCUCCAAGGCAGGGAAGUGUCAGAGAGAGGUUUUCUCUUUCAUGUGGGAAUUGGGGGUGUCGUCCUGAGUGGGUUCCCCUCCCCCUUCCCCCGCCUUUCCCUCAGGGUCUGAGGUGGUUCUUUCGUGGGUCCAUCCAUAUUCCAAGCUGCAGGAAGGGGGAGGAAACAGCAAGCAAAGGUGCAUGAUGCUGUCUUAAGGAAGCCUGAAAGCUGUCACAAUUCUGCUGAAAAUGCAGGAAGCACCCAGAAGGAGAACCCAAAGGUGAGGAGGCUGGGCUCCACCUCUCAGGACAGGUUGGGGACAGAGGGGCCCUCUUCCUGCCCUGAGCUCCUGUUGACUGCUGCAUCUGGAACGAGUGGCACAGGGUGGUGAGGGGGAGUUAGCCCCCAGCUUCCUCCCUCUGUAUUGCUCCUUAGUGGGGAAUCUUGGCAGAUUACUUCCCCCUUACAGAAGAUAG
This is a messenger RNA of Trichechus manatus latirostris (Florida manatee), 3257 nucleotides long. It is a transcript of the gene MCAT, whose product is annotated as malonyl-CoA-acyl carrier protein transacylase. The coding region runs from base 1 to 1149 and encodes 382 amino acids. Gene Ontology annotation, molecular function: transferase activity. NCBI's taxonomy places the organism in Eukaryota, Metazoa, Chordata, Mammalia, Sirenia, Trichechidae. The transcript has 4 exons. The record is from RefSeq and is a predicted model, not a curated record.